AUGACGCAAGAUCCUUGGAUGACGGUUGACUACUACGAAAAAAAAGCGGAGGAAGAGCAAGAGGUAGAGGAGGCGCCUCCCGGGGAGACGCACGGGGCGGACGCCAAGCCGAAGAUUCUGCUCAUGGGCCCCAAGAGAUCCGGCAAAUCUUCGAUCCAGCGAGUGGUGUUCCAGAAGAUGUCUGCCCACGAGACCAUGUUCCUCGGCAACACUCAAAGCCUGGACAUUAAGUACGUGGCCAACAACGACUACGUACAGUUCCAGAUCUGGGAUUUUCCCGGAGACUACGACCCCGCCAACGACAAGUUGAUGUACAACGGUGAGAUGGUGGAGGCGACGUCCAUCUUCACGGGGGUGGCGGUCCUGGUCCUGAUUGUCGACGCGCAGGAGGACCCAAUCGACGAGCAAUUGGGCGGUCUGGUCAACGUCGUCAAGAACGCCUGCCUCGUCAACCCCAAGCUGGCUGUCGAAAUCUUCAUACACAAGAUUGACGGAGACCUUUACUUGACGGACGAGCCGAAGGAGGAGUGUCUGCGAAACGUCCAGAGCUACAUCAACGCGGCCUUGUCGUGGAGCAACACCGACAUCAGGCUGCGAUACCACCUCACCAGCAUCUACGAUCACAGCAUUUUCGACGGUCUGAGCAAGGUGGUGCAACUCCUCAUCCCGCAGCUGCCCACGCUGGAGAACAUGCUCAACGCCCUCAUCUCUGAGGGUAAAGAACCGUACGACGAUCAUUCCGCGAGCAUUUUCAGAUUGAGCAACGGGACGGUCCUCUACCUGCGCCAAGUGGGCAGCUACUUAGCACUGGUGUGCCUGAUGCAAGCAGACCACUUCAACGACAAGGAGGGUCUGAUCGAGUACAACGUUAACUGCUUCAAGGAGACCUUGGGAGAGGUCUUCCGACCCCUACCAAUGCCCAGGCCGCGAAGAAAGGUAAUUUCAGAUGUUGUUGCCCGAACGAUGUGUUUCCCUUGCGUGAGGCGAACAAGCCAUGGAUGCUUGUGUGUUUGGACAAUGUUCCAACUUGGCGUGCGUUCUGUCCAGGCGUUUUGUCUGGUACGUGGAUAUAGCGGUGUCGCUGCUGGGUCUGUGUCCGUGGUGGUUGUUGUUGUUACACUUAUCGUUGGGUUUCCGUUUUGA
Ectocarpus siliculosus is the source of this 1143-nucleotide messenger RNA. Lineage: Eukaryota; Phaeophyceae; Ectocarpales; Ectocarpaceae. The record is from the annotation of a GenBank genome assembly.